This is a messenger RNA of Fomitiporia mediterranea MF3/22, 2478 nucleotides long. RefSeq names its product 6-phosphofructokinase. Lineage: Eukaryota; Fungi; Basidiomycota; Agaricomycetes; Hymenochaetales; Hymenochaetaceae. The coding region runs from base 1 to 2478 and encodes 825 amino acids. Gene Ontology annotation, molecular function: identical protein binding; AMP binding; ATP binding. The record is from RefSeq and is a predicted model, not a curated record. Gene Ontology annotation, cellular component: cytoplasm; mitochondrion; 6-phosphofructokinase complex. The transcript is spliced from 10 exons. Gene Ontology annotation, biological process: fructose 1,6-bisphosphate metabolic process; canonical glycolysis; fructose 6-phosphate metabolic process.
AUGUCCAGAGUUAAGCAAAAGAUCGCUGUGCUGACGUCCGGUGGCGACAGUGCUGGCAUGAACGCUGUCGUGCGUGCCGUUGUUAAAUAUGGGAUUAUUCGGGGUUGCGAGACGUACGUCGUCAGAGAAGGAUACGAAGGCCUUGUCCGUGGCAACCUCGAUGCACCGAAACGCAAGGUCGUUUUCAAUUCAGCCAAUAACGCUGUUGAUACAGCAGAUCUUGUCGACGACAAGCUCAUCAACAACCUUCGGUUUGGUGAUGGUCGUUUGCUCAGAGAAGGAGAAGGAGAUGCUAUUGACCGUCCGGGAGGCAGAAGCUUAAAGGGUCGCUAUAUCAUUCGAGUUGGAUGGGACGAUGUUCGUGGCUGGUUUGCUGAGGGUGGAACCCUGAUCGGUACUGCACGUUCACAAGCGUUCCGCACGAGAGAAGGACGCUUGGCCGCAGCGCUCAACCUAAUCACCGAAGGCAUCGACUCACUAGUUGUAUGCGGUGGCGACGGCUCUCUCACCGGUGCAGACGUCUUCAGAUCCGAAUGGCCCAGCUUCGUCACCGAGCUUCGCACAUCCAACCAAAUAACAGAGGAACAAGCCCAACGACACGCUCACUUAAAGAUCGUCGGUACAGUCGGCUCAAUUGACAACGACAUGUCCAUGACGGACAUCACUAUCGGUGCUUUCACCGCACUUCAUCGUAUUUGCGAGGCGAUUGAUAACAUUAAUACCACGGCAUUUUCGCAUUCUCGUGCGUUUGUUGUGGAAGUUAUGGGCCGCCACUGUGGGUGGCUUGCGUUGAUGGCGGGUGUGAGCGCUGGUGCGGAUUUUAUUUUUAUUCCUGAGAGGCCGCCACAGGCGGACCCUUGGGAGGAUGAUAUGUGCAAGAGUAUUCAGAGUCACCGAGAAGUUGGUAAACGCAAGACAAUCGUAAUCGUCGCAGAAGGCGCUCACGACGCGAACCUCAACCCCAUUCGCGCGGAGUACGUCAAGGAAGUGUUGACUGAAAGGUUGGGGCUCGAUACCCGAGUUACCUGCUUGGGGCACACUCAACGCGGUGGACGGCCCUGUGCGUAUGAUCGUAUUCUGCCAACUAUGCAAGGUGUUGAAGCGGUAGAUGCGCUUCUUGAGGCGACCCCGGAUACACCUUCGUAUAUGAUUGGAAUUCAUGAGAAUAAGAUUCAUCGUGUUCCGUUGAUGGAGGCCGUUGCUCAGACUCGAGCUGUCGCGACUGCUAUCGGCGAGAAGGACUUCGAAAAGGCGAUGUCCUAUCGCGAUCCUGAAUUCUGUGAGGCUCUGGAAGGCUUUGUAGCUGUCUCUGCUCUCGACUUCUCUAGGAAGCUGCCAAAGGAUCAGAGAAUGCGUGUAGCAAUCAUACAUAUGGGUGCCCCAGCAGGUGGAAUGAACGCCGCAACCCGUGCAGCUACACGCUACUGUCUCCGUCGGGGCCACAAACCACUCGCAAUCUACAACGGUUUCCGAGGUCUCCUCGACGACAACAUCGAAGAACUCUCCUGGCUACGCGUCGACAACUGGAUGACGCGGGGUGGUUCCGAACUCGGAACAAACCGUACACUACCAGACAUCGACCUCGGAGCCGUAGCUUCACAAUUCCAAAAACAUCGAUUCGACGCGUUCUUCCUUAUUGGUGGGUUCGAAGCUUUUCGCUCCUUACAAAUUCUUGAUGCAGCGAGGUCUCUGUACCCGGCGUUCCAUAUUCCGAUGGUUUGUGUACCUGCGACGAUAAGCAAUAACGUACCUGUUACGGAGUUUAGUUUGGGGAGUGAUACGAGUUUGAACGCGCUUGUGGAUGCUUGUGAUGCGAUCAAGCAGAGUGCGAGUGCCAGUAGGAAUAGGGUUUUUGUGGUUGAGACUCAGGGUGGGAAGUGUGGGUAUAUUGCUACUAUGGGUGCGCUUGCUGUUGGUGCGGUCUGUUUCUACACGCCUGAAGACGGGAUUACGCUUGAUGGACUGCGAAAGGACGUCGAGUUCUUGAAGCUCCGGUACAGCCUCGACGAGAAAGGGAAAGCAGAGGGUCGGAUUAUCAUGAGGAACGAACAAGCCUCAAACGUCUUCACAACCGACUUCAUCCAAAAAAUGCUCCAAGAAGAAGGCGGAGCACUCUUCGACUCCCGUCUCGCCUCAUUGGGACACACCCUCCAAGGCGGCAUCCCCUCCCCAAUGGACCGCGCCCGUGCCGUCCGACUCUCCCUAAAAUGCAUGGCUUUCCUCGAACAUCACCACGACUCCAUUCGUUCUCAGCCAGAGUUGAAGAGGAAAGCACCAGAUGGAAGUGCAGCAGUGAUUACGAUUCAGAGUUCUAAUGUCGAGUUUACACCUGUGAAGGAUAUGAUUGCACAUGCGGAUAUGAAGAAUAGACGAGGGAAGAGUUCGUGGUGGGAGGAGUUGAAGCCUAUGGUUGCUAUGCUUGGGGGACGGACUGCGCUUGUUGAUGAUGGAAAUGGAGAUGGGAAGACGAAGGGUUAA